This is a messenger RNA of Plectropomus leopardus (leopard coralgrouper), 1947 nucleotides long. It is a transcript of the gene cdc20, whose product is annotated as cell division cycle 20 homolog. The record is from RefSeq and is a predicted model, not a curated record. Gene Ontology annotation, biological process: positive regulation of ubiquitin protein ligase activity; anaphase-promoting complex-dependent catabolic process; positive regulation of anaphase-promoting complex-dependent catabolic process. Gene Ontology annotation, molecular function: protein binding; ubiquitin ligase activator activity; anaphase-promoting complex binding. NCBI's taxonomy places the organism in Eukaryota, Metazoa, Chordata, Actinopteri, Perciformes, Serranidae. Gene Ontology annotation, cellular component: anaphase-promoting complex.
AGAGAGAGAGGAAGCUCAGUGCUGCUCCUGUGUAUGCCACGUUUUGUGAAGAGGUUGUUGUCGUGAAACGUGGAUAAAAUGGCGCAGUUUGGGUUUGAGAACGACAUCCACAGUAUUUUAAAGCUGGAUAUGCCCAUCACAAACGCUCCCAUCGCGAGGUGGCAGAGAAAGGCCAGCUCAUCAAACACAUCGGGGUUGUCUCCGGGAAAAUCUGCCAAUGUGUCGCUCAGUUCAUCAAAAACGCCCAGCAAAACACCUGGCAAAAACAAAAAACAAACACCCUCUAAGAUGGGGGGCGACCGCUUCAUCCCAGUCAGAAACAGCAAACAAAUGGAUGUGGCCAGUUUCCUGCUCACAAAGGAGAACGAGCCCGUGGACACUAACAACGCAGCAGGAUCAUCAGAAAGCCAGAAAGCCUGGUCCAUGUCAUUAAAUGGAUACAACAUUGAAGAUGCAAAGAUCCUGCACCUUGGAGGGAAGCCGCUGAACGCUCCAGAAGGCUAUCAAAACAACUUGAAGGUCCUCUACAGUCAGGGUGCAACUCCUGCUUCUGUCAAAAAGACGAGAUACAUAUCUUCAACCCCCGACAGAAUCCUGGAUGCUCCUGAGCUUCGAAACGAUUUCUAUUUGAAUCUGCUUGACUGGAGCAGUCGAAAUGUUCUGGCUGUCGCGCUUCACAACAGUGUUUACCUGUGGGAUGCCACUCAAGGAGACAUCACUCUUCUCAUGAAGUUGGAGCGUGAGGAGGACUACAUCUGCUCCCUGUCCUGGACCAAAGAGGGAAGCUACCUCGCAAUUGGCACCAGUGACUGCAAAGUACAGUUGUGGGACGUCGACAACCAGAAGCGUCUACGCAGCAUGGCCAGCCACACGGCUAGAGUCGGGAGUCUGAGCUGGAACGACCAUAUUCUCUCCAGGUACAGUUGUCUGUGCAUCUUGUACAAAAGACAGGAACGUACAAGCAAUACCAGUGGUGUUUUUGUCCGACUCAAAUAUAUAUUUUUGUGUCUUCCUCCUAGUGGUUCAAGAUCAGGACACAUCCACCAUCAUGAUGUCAGGGUGGCAGACCACCACAUCUUCACACUCAGUGGUCACUCUCAGGAGGUGUGUGGGCUCCAGUGGUCCCCUGACGGGCGUUACCUGGCCAGUGGAGGCAACGACAACUUGGUUUAUGUGUGGCCCCGCGUGCAGGACGGCAGCCCCAACCAGUCUGUCCACUGCUGGAGUGAACAUCAAGGAGCUGUCAAAGCUUUGGCCUGGUGUCCAUGGCAGCCAAAUGUACUCGCAUCUGGAGGUGGUACCAGUGACCGUCACAUCCGUAUCUGGAAUGUCAACAGCGGCUCCUGCAUCAGUUCACUCGACACUCAGUCCCAGAUCUCGUCACUGGUGUUUGCACCCAACUACAAGGAGCUGGUCUCUGCCCAUGGAUAUGCCCACAACAAUGUCGUUAUCUGGAAGUACCCCGCUCUCACCAAGGUUGCAGAGCUAAACGGCCACGAGGAUAGAGUUCUCAGUUUGGGUCUGAGCCCAGACUGCUCUACCGUUGUGACUGUUGCUGGAGACGAGACGAUCCGCCUGUGGAAGAGCUUUGAAAUAGAUCCUGUGAAGAAGAAGGCCAAAGACAAGCUGGUCAAAUCAACCAGCAGCGUCAUUCAUCAGUCAAUCAGAUAAUUUGCUUUGUCAUGACUUUUGAGGAGUUUUUUGGUCUAUGUUUAAUGAGCUAUGUGCAAAUGUUUUAUUUAAUCCAUAAUAAAGAUUUCUACCAGGUGAUUUAGCUGUAACUGGCAACUUACUGCUCAUAGGGAUGGUGUGAUGGGUUGAUGGUCUCAAUUGUUUAUACAGGUUUGCUAAGUGUUAGUGUAUUUCUGACCUUACUUGACUUAUUUUAUAGUCAAUAUGCAUUGUAUACAGUGUACUGUGUUAUCAAUAAAUGAUUUGAUUACCUAA